AUGAAAAUCUUAAAUGUAGCUUUUAUAAUUUUUGGACUUUUUAAUAAAUUAUUUUUUUUAACUAAAAUCGCAACUUUUGUCGAAUCUCACUCAAUUUAUGAUGAGAUUCUCCCUGUGGAUUUAACCGGUACCCGCAGCUAUGUUGUGUUUGACCUGUUUCACGAUUCGGAUAACUAUUACCCGUUGGGACUAAGUGUUAAAACUCGAAAUGUCUCUGAUAAAGAAUUUUCGGUGGACGAUUUAAUAGUUUUUGGCAAAGAUGUAAAAAUCGUCUUUGGAGAUAGGUGUGUAUCCCUGAGCCCUUUUGCCAAGAAUAUAACUAUGAGUUUAUCUAUGUACAAUCUUAAGUAUACUGUUAAAAUCAAUUAUGAUUUGCAAGGGUCUAAAAUUACCAAAAAGUACAAACAGGCUGCUUUGACCCUACCCGGUGAUUCUAUAUAUUUUAAGUUUGUAGAAGAGUUGCCUUCUGAAUCUGAUUCCGAUCUCUUAGAUCAGCAAGCUUUGGAAUACUAUAAAACUUUAGACUCGGAUAAACAGUCUGAAACUGAUGAAACUUCUGUUCAACCUGGUGUUGAGCGUCCUGCUGAACCUACAACUGAUCAGCAAGUACCCUCAAGUUCUGCUCAACAAGAUACGGAUUCUAGCAUAGGAACCAUUUCUAGACCAACUGCUUAUCGUCCAAUAACUGCAGGUACCGGUAGAUCAAUAAUGUUAUAUGGACCACGAAGUACCAGUCCACCACAAGAUACAUCUCAAUCGCAAAGUGCUGAAACAUCAGAAGAUACUAGUUUAACACAAGAUACUAGCCUAACACAAGAUACACCUACAUCUCAAGAUACUGCUCUAACACGAGUUACUGUUCCAACCAAGCCUAUUGUUCCAUCCCCUAAACUUCCUGAUCAAAAACAAGAUUUUAUAGAAAUAACUAGAGAUGAUCUAUCCGGAACUGACGGAUACGAAGAUCGUGAGGAAGUUAAGGCCGGUCCCCUAGAUUUCCGCUGUGUUUUAUUUAAAAAUACUAGAAACUCCUUCGACAAAUUGUCCUUUAAAAAUAUUAAACUCAAUUUAUCAAAGGAUGCAGAUAGCUUUGAAAUCUGCUACACAAACUCUGUCCCCAAAACUAAUUCUAUCUCAGCAAUCGGUAAAAAUUAUCACAUUGUAGUGUCAUCACAGUUUUCAGCAAUAACAGUUGAGCAAUUUUAUAAAUUUACACCUGGGAUUUUUAGCGACACUAUGUCGCCACUAUAUGAUUACAAUUUUUUCGGGGAUCUUAAGACCUACCCGGAAAGAAAAGUAAAGUCUAAUUCACAAACCUCUUCAACCACAGAAUAUAUUUUAAAUAUGGAUACAUUUGCGGAAGAUAAUGACUCAUUUUUGGAAAAAGUGGAUUGUGGCAAGUGUGUAGUUUACAGAUAUGUUGACGGAUUGGAAACCGAGAGUCGUGUAAGUACAGUAACCGGACUUAAAUUUGGUAAUUAUACUUUUAAAAUUCCAGAAGGGAAACGAUUUGUAAUGGCGUCACUGUGUACCCAGUAUUUGACAACCAAACACGUAAGCGUUAUGCUGAGAGAUAUGUUUUUAUACGAGAAUUACGUAUUCUAUAGUGUUGAUGGCUCUAAGUACCAGGAAAGGAAGUAUUUGGAGGAGGAAGAACGGUUUCAACUGAUUAACUUGACCUCCAAAGUGUGGCAUAAAAGGGAAUCGAGCGGUAAAAUGGAUUCUUUUCAAGACGGUACGGAUGAUGAGGUACAAGUUUUGUGUCUUAACCAGUUCGUGAAAACCAAAAAAACAAGGACUCACAAAGCAUGUAAGAAACUAGAAAAUCUUGACAACUUUAAGCUUCUUUAUACUGAUGAUAAUUUUACGAAUUUGGCCUUUAAACAAAGAGCUCCGAAAUCUUCAGUAAUUGUAGGAAACGUCAUGUUUGACUUGAAAACUGACAAUGAAGAUGAUAAGUUUAUAUAUAUUUCACACAGUCAAAAUGAACCAAUCAACGUUUUGGUGUUGAGCUCAAACAAUGAAAGCUUCUCUGUAGCUGAAAAGACUCCUGGCUCAAAUCUCUUUGGCCCAAUGACUGAUUCCCUAAGCAAGGUUCAGCCCGGGUUCUCGAAGAAGCACCUUAACAUUGGAGUCCAUAUGAUUAGCGUGUAUGAUAUUACUUGGAAUUUUAGCGACUAUUUAAAGAGGCAUUAUCUGUACCCUUCCCAAUUCCCUCAGUACUGUCUCGGGGACAUAGUCUUCCGCAACGUGAGAAUCCUCUCCCACAAAGACGAGGGAUACAAACAGAUUUCUGCAGCUGAUAGAAACCAAUUGAAUACUGUAACAGUAACAACAAUACUGGGAGAUAACAGACUGGUUUUGGCUGUCAGUGUCGAUGAUAAAAGAAACACUACAAUUGUAGCGUUAAACAAACCUAGUCAAACAUGCAACUAA
Theileria annulata is the source of this 2433-nucleotide messenger RNA. RefSeq lists its product as uncharacterized. The transcript has a single exon. NCBI's taxonomy places the organism in Eukaryota, Apicomplexa, Aconoidasida, Piroplasmida, Theileriidae. The record is from RefSeq and is a predicted model, not a curated record. Bases 1 to 2433 code for a protein of 810 amino acids.